CCCGCCGAUCGUUGACGACGUACGAAAUGGUUAAUUAAAAAAUAAUAUUUUUUUAAAUUUCGAAUGUAGUGAUGCAAAUGGAGUGUGAAGUGAAAUAAAAUAUAUUGUGUACAUAUUCUGGAUUUAAGCAGUCACAAUGAAGCUGCCUCGUUUCGAUUUUGAAAAUGGUUCGUCAGCUCGUAAACCCACGAGGGUUGUGAUAUAUCAUGAGCGUUACACGGUAGGCGAGACUACGGGGGGACUGAGCGCGCUUUUCACCAUGCUGUGUAUAAUCGACCUCUUUGGUGUAUUCCCUGUCGUUGCUCUACCGAAAAGUAUUAUUUCCUGUGGUAUCUACGGCAUACCGCUGGUGGUGGCCGUGUUUUCUCUCCAGCUGUAUACAGCUGUACUGCUGGGUAGGAGCUGGCUGCUGGCUCACGAGAUAUCAGCUGACAUGAGAGAGAAGAGCAGGUUUCCCUACGCAGCGGUGGCUGAGUUGGCCUUCGGGAGAAAAGCUCGGAGUCUCGUGACCUUCCUUAUAGAUGCCACAGUAUUCGGGGCCGGGGUCCCCAACUUUAUUUUUGCGUCGCAGAGUAUGCAGCUGUUUUGGUGGAAAACUACCGGGGGCUCCGUGAACGUAUCCUACUGCGUUUGGAUGAUCGUUAUAGGGCUCCUGUUGUGUCCCGUCAUGUGGCUGGGCUCUCCAAAAGACAUGAAGGCAAUAGCGCUUACGUCAGUUUUCAUAGUGAGCACGGUGGCUGUUAGUACGUGGAUAGGAAUAUACAUGGAUGACAGCUCUCCACCCGCCAGCGGAGACGUCUUGGAGUACGUUCCCAGCAUCAGGGACUUCCUGGUCGCGUACGGCAUCAUAGCCUUCCAGUUCGACAUCCAUCCAAUGCUGCUGACUCUUCAAGUGGACAUGAAGGACAGCCGGCGGAUCAACUCCGCGGUCCUCGGAGCGUUCACGGUCACGGGACUCAUGUUCCUGAUCACCACGCUGCUGGCCGCCACGAGGUACGGCAACAACGUGGAGAACAAUAUACUACAAGGAAUGCCUCCGUCGGUGACCCUGUACGUGGUGGCGUUGCUCGUGACGUUGCAGCUCUGUUUCUCGAGCGCCGUUGGGAACUCAGCUCUGUUCCAGCACGUCGAGGACUUGCUGAAGAUACCGCGAGAGUUCUGCUUGAAACGCUGUCUACUCAGGUCUGGUAUAGUCGCGUUCGCCAUUUUCCUCGGAGAGUCGGUACCAAGAUUCGACUUAGUCAUGGGGCUGGUGGGCUCGACUCUAACCGGCCCGCUCAUGUUCAUAUUCCCUCCACUUUUCUUCCUGAAACUUUGCUACAUGAAGACCAAAAUAAAAAAAAUCGACAUGAUCGUAGCCAAGAAAAUGGGUCAUUUGAGUCCUAGACGCGAACAAAACGGCGAGCUGUCAGAUCACCCGCUCAUAAUGCACCGGGUACAGACUAAAUAUAAAACAUUCGGCGGGAAAAACGAGGAGGGCACUUCCGAUAUAGAUCUGGACGAAUAUGACGUUAAGUGGUAUGACGUGUUACUGGCCCUGGUCGUCAUGAGUAUGGGCGUGUCCGCCACUAUGGCCGCCACAUACUCCAGCUGGACGGACGCCAUCUCCAGCGCCACCUUCACCCAACCCUGUCUCCUCAACUCCACCGCGGCCGCCAGGAGCUUCAUAGAAGCCACAUAUCAUAUAAGCUCAUAAUCAAUUCAGACGCUAU
This is a messenger RNA of Danaus plexippus (monarch butterfly), 1712 nucleotides long. RefSeq names its product probable sodium-coupled neutral amino acid transporter 6. The coding region runs from base 137 to 1696 and encodes 519 amino acids. The transcript is spliced from 9 exons. The record is from RefSeq and is a predicted model, not a curated record. Lineage: Eukaryota; Metazoa; Arthropoda; Insecta; Lepidoptera; Nymphalidae.